Molecule: messenger RNA, 1838 nt
Organism: Mytilinidion resinicola
Lineage: Eukaryota; Fungi; Ascomycota; Dothideomycetes; Mytilinidiales; Mytilinidiaceae
Product: mannan endo-1,6-alpha-mannosidase
Exons: 4
Coding region: 192-1574 (460 amino acids)
Biological process (GO): carbohydrate catabolic process; fungal-type cell wall biogenesis
Molecular function (GO): mannan endo-1,6-alpha-mannosidase activity
Source: RefSeq, a predicted model, not a curated record
AGGCUCUCUGGCCUUCCCACUAUAUAAAUUCGGACUGAGGAGGAGUCCCUCUUUGGCCAUUCAUUAGUAAAUGGACGUACAUAUGCUAUUUUACCCCUGAACCUCCAAGCUCCAGGUUAGGCACGAGCUUCGCCUCCCUACCUAGUCGCGUGCCCUCUUCCGCAUCGUCGAAUGCUGGCGCCUUGCUCAACAUGCAUUUCUCUACGCAAACACUCCCGCUCGCUAUUUCUUUUUUCGCUCUUUCGGCGAAUGCCAUCAGUCUCUCUACUGACAGUACCGAUUCUAUCAAAGAUGUUGCCAAGACUCUUGCCGGAGGCAUAAUUCGGACGUAUGAGGACGCCACAUCCGACAAUGGCCCACCCGGUCUCUUCGGUGACGAUUACUACUGGUGGGAAGCUGGAGCUGUCUGGGAUGCCCUGGUGCAGUACCAGACCUUGACCGCCGACAAGCAGUACAGCGAUCUCAUCGGGCAAGCUCUCCAAUUCCAAAGAGGGCCGAACGAUGAUUACAUGACGCCCAAUCAGACGAAGUCUUUGGGCAACGAUGACCAGUCCACGUGGGGGCUCGCGGCCCUUUCCGCCGCUGAAAUGAACUUCCCCAACCCCAAUCCAUCAUCCCAAUGGCUUAACAUCUCCAAGAACGUCUUCGACCUCCAAGCCGCCCGCUGGGACACCUCCACUUGCGAUGGCGGUCUCCGCUGGCAGAUCUUCACUUUCAACAAUGGCUACAACUACAAAAACACCUUCAGCAAUGGCAACUUCUUCCUUCUCGCCGCUCGCCUGGCCCAAUUUACUAGCAACACCACCUACGCCACUUGGGCUGAGAAGACCUACAAUUGGACCCAGUCCGUCGGCCUGCUCACCGACGACUACCACGUCUACGACGGCGCUGUCACCACGACCAAUUGUUCGUCUCCUAACCACAUCGAAUGGACCAGUGUCUUCGGCGCAUACCUCUACGGCUCGGCGGUUAUGUACAACUUAACCAACGCAUCCCCGCUCUGGAAAUCCCGCGUCUCCGGCUUCGUAAACGCAACCGACCGCUUUGCCUCCUACUCCGGCGCCCCAGGCAUCCUCAACGAGCCCGCAUGCGAACCGAAUGGAAAGUGCGACACGGACCAGAUCGCUUUCAAGGGCCAGUUCGCGUCCAGCAUUUCGCGCGCGACGCUCGCGGCGCCCUUUACGUCCGAUAAGCUCUUGAGUAUUCUCUCUACCUCUGCGGAAGCGGCGGCGAGUCAUUGCGUACAGCGGAGGCAGCUUUUCAACGGAAGUAGCAUCGUUUGUAGCGAUCAGUGGUAUAAGGAGGGUGCCGAUGGCGCGGAUGAAGGGGGCUUGGGAGAGAUUUUGAGUGCUUUGGGGGUUGUGCAGGGGUUGUUGGUGAAAGAGACGAAUGGGACUUUGACUGUGGGUGGAAACAACAAUAACACGGUAACGCCGUCGGGUACUGUUACUGGGAGCGCGAGUGCGACGGCGGCGCCGAGUGCGACGGGGACGGGUAUGGCGGGGCAUCUUGCGGCGGGUUGGAGUUUUGUGGGUGCGAUGGGAUUGGCGGCGACUCUGGUGGGAGCUUUGUAAGGGAAGGCCAUGAAGUAGUAUAUACUAGGCUCUGAAAACUCCGGAUACGAUUUAAAGAUCACCGCGGUUAAAUGAGACUACCUUUUAGUUACAUGAAGACGUGUUAGCUAAGGUACUCCUUGCGGUCGGGUCGAAAGAGCAAGCGUGGAGCCCGAGUAGCGUUAUAUCCAUGUGCCCAGAUUUAUGACCAAGCGCUGUAAGCAUCUAGAAAAACCCAGCAAAUCAACUGACCAUGGCGCCUACGAAUAAAGCUAGCUACACGAG